Plectropomus leopardus (leopard coralgrouper) is the source of this 897-nucleotide messenger RNA. It is a transcript of the gene synpra, whose product is annotated as synaptoporin a. The record is from RefSeq and is a predicted model, not a curated record. Lineage: Eukaryota; Metazoa; Chordata; Actinopteri; Perciformes; Serranidae. Gene Ontology annotation, cellular component: synaptic vesicle; synaptic vesicle membrane.
GAAUGCUUCUGGGAGUCCUGUAGCGUAACAAAGCUGGAUUAGAUCCUCCCGUCUUCAAUGUGUAUGGUUAUAUUUGCGCCGCUCUUUGCCAUUUUUGCAUUUGCAACAUGUGGAGGCUACUCUGGGCAGCUGCGGGUUAGUGUGGACUGCAUGGAGAAGGCCAGAAGCAACCUCAGCAUCGGCAUUGACUUUGCUUAUCCCUUCAGGUUGUACCAGGUGUCCUUUGAAGCGCCUGCGUGUGAGGGUAUCAGGAAUGAACGUGUGUUCCUCAUUGGAGACUAUUCAUCCUCUGCAGAGUUCUUCGUCACCAUUGCGGUCUUUGCCUUCUUGUAUUCCCUCAUGGCCACCAUUGUCUACAUCUUCUUUCAGAACAAGUACCGUGAAAACAACCGAGGACCACUCAUUGACUUUGUAGUGACAGUGGUGUUCUCCUUCAUGUGGCUGGUCAGUUCCUCUGCUUGGGCCAAGGCUCUCUCUGAUGUGAAAGUGGCCACUGAUCCAGAUGAAGUUCAGCUCCUCAUUUCUGCCUGCAAAGUCCAGACCAACAAAUGUGGCUCUGUGCAUGGACCACGCUGGUCCGGACUCAACACCUCAGUGGCUUUUGGGUUUCUCAACUUUGUUCUAUGGGCUGGGAACAUCUGGUUUGUAUUUAAGGAGACCGGUUGGCACAAGGGUGCUGCAAGGUUAGCAGGUGGGGCAUCUGAGAAACAGUCUGGCACCUUUAACCAACAGCCUUACAACCAGGGAAGCUUUGACCAGUCGGGCAGCUACAACACCCAGGGAAACCUCGGUCCUCCGUCUGAGUACAGCCAGGUGGGAGGACCCACCUCCUACUCCAAUCAAAUGUAGCUGUGCCUUUUCGACUGACGAGGGCACUUCUGCAUUUUAAACCAGAGC